Molecule: messenger RNA, 327 nt
Organism: Rotaria sp. Silwood2
Lineage: Eukaryota; Metazoa; Rotifera; Eurotatoria; Philodinida; Philodinidae
Source: the annotation of a GenBank genome assembly
AUGGAUCAAUCUGAAUCGGUUGAACAAGAACUUCGUCGUCGUGCACCAAACUCUUUCAAUGAUAAAAAUCUCUUUUCAUCCGAUUCUUAUAUUGCUGCUAAACAAAUAGAUGAUUUAUUGAAGAUAGUUAAUCGACAAAUAAGUCGAUUUAAACGUAGUACUACACUAUUGGUACUACGAGCGACAGCUGGAUUAAGAUUAUUAAAUGAAACAAAUCAACAACAAAUUUUCCAAGCUGUCAAUCAAACAUUUAUAAAAUAUGGAUUUUAUCAAGCAACAAUGGAUAUUGCGAUUAUGAAUGAAGCAGAAGAAGGAACUAACUCAUGA